Messenger RNA from Vigna radiata var. radiata (mung bean), 382 nucleotides. Its product is annotated as alanine and glycine-rich protein-like. The transcript has a single exon. NCBI's taxonomy places the organism in Eukaryota, Viridiplantae, Streptophyta, Magnoliopsida, Fabales, Fabaceae. The record is from RefSeq and is a predicted model, not a curated record. Bases 155 to 382 code for a protein of 75 amino acids.
ACAGCAGAAUUUUAAUUAUCAUUAAUUCCUUUGAACAGAGAUUUCCAUUUUUCUCUUCUAUAAAUAGCUAAUCAAAUGAGAUUGCAUUGCACACUGUCGAGAUAUUAAAAAUCUUCUCUACUAUCAGCAACUUAAGCAAGUGACCAUUUGAAAGAUGGGUGGCCAGGACGGUGGAGACAGUGCCGGCAAGGGAGGCGAUAGUGGCAAGGGAGGCAGUGUUGGAAAAGAUAGCGGCGGAGGAAAUUCAAGCGGCGGUGGUGGUUCAGGAGGAAAUAUGAAGGCCCCUGGUGGUGAUGGAAGUUCCAUCUCAAGAGAAGCAUUUGAGAGCAAUCCUAAGGCAUACUUCAAUGACCUGCAUGCUGCAUCAAAGCCAAACAAGUAG